Molecule: messenger RNA, 1950 nt
Organism: Equus quagga
Lineage: Eukaryota; Metazoa; Chordata; Mammalia; Perissodactyla; Equidae
Gene: RNF212B
Product: ring finger protein 212B
Exons: 15
Coding region: 100-984 (294 amino acids)
Biological process (GO): reciprocal meiotic recombination; homologous chromosome pairing at meiosis; protein sumoylation
Cellular component (GO): synaptonemal complex
Molecular function (GO): SUMO transferase activity
Source: RefSeq, a predicted model, not a curated record
UAUUUUCCCGCCAUUUCCAGCUUGUUGUGAGGAGAAGUGGAUGAUUUCGAUGAGAUCCGGGACCCUCUGGGAUCACGGCGGCCAAGCGGGUAGGGAAGAAUGGAUUGGUUUCACUGCAACCAGUGUUUCCGAAAAGAUGGAGCCCAUUUCUUUGUUACCAGCUGUGGCCAUAUUUUCUGUAAAAAGUGUGUGACUCUGGAAAAAUGUGCUGUUUGUGGAACUGCCUGCAAGCAUCUGGCUCUUUCUGAUAACCUGAAACCUCAGGAGAAGAUGUAUUUCAAAAGCCCUGUGGAGACAGCUUUGCAGUAUUUUAAUCACAUCGCUCAGCAGGUGUGGAGUUUCCAGAAGAAACAAACAGAUCUCCUUAUCGCCUUUUAUAAGCAUAGAAUUACAAAGUUAGAAGCAGCCGUGCAGGAGGCACAGCAAACUGUGACCAGCCAGGACAAAGAGCUGUCAGUCUUAAGGAAGGAGAAUGGAGAACUGAAGAAAUACCUAGCCAUCUUAAAGGAAUCUCCAAGUUGGUACCAAGGAAGCAGAUCAACUACACCCCGACCAGUGGGUAUUACUUCCCCGUCACAGUCAGUUACUCCACGACCCAGUUCUCAGCAGAGCAGCCAAGUGGUCAGCCGGUCCUCCUCAGUGGAGUCUAUCCCUUACAGAGUGGCUGGCUUUGGUAGCUUGGGACAGGGAGCCAGAGGCCUGCAGGGAAGGAGCACUCCCAGAGACUCUUUUACUGAAACCCCUUCACCAGCUUCCACUCACAGCCUAUCUUACAGACCUUCAUCUGCCUCCUCUGGACAAGGGAUCUUUUCUUUCAGACCAUCCCUAAAUGGAGUCCUCACCCCCAACAGUUCGGGUCAGAGGGAGAGGAGAACCACACCAGAGAGCCUUCCUGGUUUCCAGCUACCAGUCCUGCAGACUCUCUACCAACAGAGGCAGAUGGCAUUAGCCAGGGGGAGAGAAGCAUGGACCACUUCCAGAUAGACCGUCUUCAAGGUCUGAUCUAUACAUACUGCUGAACGACAGAUUGUAGCAUCCAAUACCCAUUAGGCAUGAUGGCCUUGGAAAAUGUACCCCUGCCUUGUUUCUUGGUUUCACUCUGUACCUUAUCUUUCUCGAUCUUUACCAUAUACACCCUGUAUUACCUCCUAGGAAAGUAGUCAGGUCUUAUAUAAGGCUUGUGCUUCAGGAAGAUGUUUCUAUUUCUCUUGCAAGACAUAUGUAGCUCCUUCAUUUCCUAUAACUUGAAACAAAGGUUGUAAAAACAAUUCUUGGCAUCACUGGGUAUGGGGGUAAUAUACUCAUUACCUGUGUUUUAUUUCUGGCUUUCAUUUUUGGAUAUGUAUUCUCCCAUUGCCAAUGUUAACAAGCAACAACUCUGUUCCUUGUCCUAAUUUAUUAUACUUUUUCUGUUUGCCUGUUGUUUCCUCUGCCUAGUUACUAUUAAAUGUGUUGAUUUUCCUUUCUGAUAACAGUUGCAGACAGACUUUAAGCUCACUAAAGUACAUACAUAAUAAAAUAAAGAGGAUGCCCUUUCAUUGGUAUUGGAACUCUGUUGGUAUUACAAGCUGUAGAAUGGUGGAAUGGGCAAAGAACACUACCACUGAGAUCAAACACUUACUCUUCUUUGGGUACUAAGAAGUAGAAAUGAGGAAUUAAAUGAGUGGGCCACUGGCAGGCAGGCCUUAAUAAAAAAAUAUUGGAAAAAUGUAAACACAGCCAACAUCUGCCAGAAAUAAAUUAGGUCUUGGGAAUGACCCUGAAGCUGAACUAGGAUCCCACUAGAAACUGGGAUCCCUAUUCUGAACUGUGAAUUUAUUUUUAAAGGCAUUGCUGGACACCUCCUCUUCUGAGCAAGAGCCCGUGCUGUAGCAGGUGCAGGAAAGAAUCUGCCUAGUGAUACUGCUCUACUGCCCUUUAAAGCUUUUGUUCUUUUAAUAUACCUCAAUA